Messenger RNA from Condylostylus longicornis, 876 nucleotides. Its product is annotated as keratin-associated protein 5-1-like. Bases 1 to 876 code for a protein of 291 amino acids. The transcript has a single exon. Lineage: Eukaryota; Metazoa; Arthropoda; Insecta; Diptera; Dolichopodidae. The record is from RefSeq and is a predicted model, not a curated record.
AUGUUUCCCGUUCUUCGAAAUAUUGUGCUCAUGAAGUUUUGCAUUGAGGUUGUGAAGUUUGAUGUGCUGGAUGGAGUAUCGAGUCAGAAUGAGAAUGCUGUGAUUCGCUGUGUGAUGUGCGGGAUGUGGGAUGUGCGGGAUGUGGGAUGUGUGGGAUGUGCGGGAUGUGGGAUGUGCGGGAUGUGGGAUGUGUGGGAUGUGCGGGAUGUGGGAUGUGCGGGAUGUGGGAUGUGCGGGAUGUGGGAUGUGCGGGAUGUGCGGGAUGUGGGAUGUGCGGGAUGUGGGAUGUGCGGGAUGUGGGAUGUGCGGGAUGUGGGAUGUGCGGGAUGUGCGGGAUGUGGGAUGUGCGGGAUGUGCGGGAUGUGGGAUGUGCGGGAUGUGCGGGAUGUGGGAUGUGCGGGAUGUGCGGGAUGUGGGAUGUGGGGGAUGUGCGGGAUGUGGGAUGUGCGGGAUGUGGGAUGUGGGAUGUGCGGGAUGUGGGAUGUGCGGGAUGUGGGAUGUGCGGGAUGUGGGAUGUGCGGGAUGUGGGAUGUGCGGGAUGUGGGAUGUGCGGGAUGUGGGAUGUGCGGGAUGUGGGAUGUGCGGGAUGUGGGAUGUGCGGGAUGUGCGGGAUGUGGGAUGUGCGGGAUGUGCGGGAUGUGGGAUGUGGGGGAUGUGCGGGAUGUGGGAUGUGCGGGAUGUGGGAUGUGGGAUGUGCGGGAUGUGGGAUGUGCGGGAUGUGGGAUGUGCGGGAUGUGGGAUGUGCGGGAUGUGGGAUGUGCGGGAUGUGGGAUGUGCGGGAUGUGGGAUGUGCGGGAUGUGGGAUGUGCGGGAUGUGGGAUGUGCGGGAUGUGGGAUGUGCGGGAUGUGGGAUGUGUGGGCUCUAACCAACACUGA